Messenger RNA from Agrilus planipennis (emerald ash borer), 520 nucleotides. RefSeq lists its product as uncharacterized. The record is from RefSeq and is a predicted model, not a curated record. Bases 47 to 394 code for a protein of 115 amino acids. The transcript is spliced from 6 exons. NCBI's taxonomy places the organism in Eukaryota, Metazoa, Arthropoda, Insecta, Coleoptera, Buprestidae.
AACAUUUAGAUACAUUCAUAAAACGAAAAUACGUCCCAACAGCAAAAUGUCGAAAACCAUUUUAUUUUUCUUCGUAAUCGUUUGCAUUUCUGGUAUCCUUGCCAGACCUAACCCGAAACCUAAAAGUGAUGAUGGCGAUGUUUCCAAUGACCAACAUACAGUUCCCGGCGGAAAUGGUGGUGAUCCCAUCCACAACCGUAGGAAAAGGGAAUUGCUUGCUAAAAAUGAUGGUGAUGAUGAUGUCUCCCUUGCUGAUUACCAAGAACCCGGCGCAAACGGAUCUCAUGAUCCCGGCAAUCGUUUGGUAGCAAAAGCUAACGACGAUGAUUCGUCAUCUGAAGGCGAUGUCAUCCUCAGCCCUGACUAUAUCUACACACAAGGAGAUGAUAAUUAAAUAUUAAUGUAUUAAAUCGAUCGUCAUAGUCCCUAACUAUCUAUUUCAUGUAUAUACAAGAAGAAGGUAAUUAAACGUUAAUGUAUAAAUUAAGUAAGAAUAUAGAAAUAAAUAUUAGAAGUGCAA